CCCUUUAAGGAGGGCGGGGCAACGCAGCUGAACGUGCGACGUCGUCGCCGUGGGCGUGGCCAGGAAGCAGGAAGAAGCUGCUGCUCGAGAGCCCCCCCUCCCCGGAGCCCGUUUCACGUGUGAACUUAAGCGGCCAGUACCCGGAUGGAACCAAAAAAGGACACCUUUGAAUGUCAGCUGUGUGGAUUAACAGCCCCCUACAGCUACUAUGGGCAUAAGCCUCCCAACGCCUACUCAGUCACCCUGCUGGAGGACUGCUAUGUGAUGAUGAAUGACCCGUUCACCCCAGACAAGGACACAUUCCUUAUCCUUGGAGCGCAGUGUAGUCUGUGUCACAAACGGGUGUGUGCUGGCCCAGGCCCAGCAGAGCAGGAGCCGAGCUGGCCUCUGCUUGUGGGCACGGAGGACAGCUUCAUUGGCGUCCCAAAACAGACUUCUGAUCAUUGUUUCUGUGCAAACCACUGGAGGGAAGGUCCAGAUGCUCCGAGGAUGUGCCUCUUCAUGCCGAGUCCUGCUUCUGUGUCGCUUGCCGAGAAGAGCUGCCAGGAGUUGCUCGAGUACAAACAGAUUGCAUCAGAUGUGAUUGGAAACAGCCAGAAACUAUGGCCUGCUGUGAGGCCUGACUGCAGCCUUUUCUAUUCCAAAAGGUUUUGCCUCCCCUGCGUGAGCGCUCACAUAAGUGAAUUUCCUUUGGAAAUAGAAGAAGAUUUGAAAAAGAAAGCACACUCGAAAUCUUCCAAAAAAGGAGAUUCCAAGAAUCCGGGGAAAAGCUAGGCUGGUUUUACUGCAGAAUGUACUUUUGGUAAUUAGAAUAAGAAUGGUGUCUCUAGCAGGAGAUGGUAUUGUUUUGAAUUUGUUGCAAAAUUUAAGCCGCUGUCUUGUAAGCCAUCUGGCAGACAACCAUUGCUAACCAGGAGAGCGGGCUUUGAAAAGGUCUGAAAUAAACAAGUGGAACCUGAUAUCCCUCUUUAGAAGCACUGAGACACAGGAGAUAAAGAGUUCCACUUUUGGUUUAUAUUUCUCUUUUAAAUAUACACCAGGUUCCACAGCUCUACUACCUUCUGUGAGGGUCUGUUUCCAACUUCCAUUCUGCCUUUGCGUCUGGAUUUGAUCCAUAUUGGCAGGAUAUGGUCAAAGAAAAAAUAAAGAUGGCGGCUACAGCAGUGUAGUUAAAGUUCAGUGCCGAUAGAUAGAGGGAUCAUCUUCUGAUGCUUCCUUGUUACCUUAUUAUCAAGCUCACUCUGGGGCGUCUGAAAUAAAAAAAGUAAACUCA
This is a messenger RNA of Crotalus tigris (Tiger rattlesnake), 1273 nucleotides long. It is a transcript of the gene CDPF1, whose product is annotated as cysteine rich DPF motif domain containing 1. The record is from RefSeq and is a predicted model, not a curated record. Lineage: Eukaryota; Metazoa; Chordata; Lepidosauria; Squamata; Viperidae. The coding region runs from base 145 to 774 and encodes 209 amino acids. The transcript has 5 exons.